Messenger RNA from Rhineura floridana, 3442 nucleotides. RefSeq names its product solute carrier family 5 member 2 (gene SLC5A2). Gene Ontology annotation, cellular component: plasma membrane. Gene Ontology annotation, molecular function: D-glucose:sodium symporter activity. Gene Ontology annotation, biological process: sodium ion transport; transmembrane transport. NCBI's taxonomy places the organism in Eukaryota, Metazoa, Chordata, Lepidosauria, Squamata, Rhineuridae. The record is from RefSeq and is a predicted model, not a curated record. Bases 1 to 2037 code for a protein of 678 amino acids. The transcript has 15 exons.
AUGGAGGAGGAAUCGCCCGUCCCCAAGCCUGGGAAGGCAGUCAUCAGCAAUCCAGUGGACAUUUCUGUCAUCUGCCUCUACUUCCUUGCAGUCAUUGGAGUCGGACUCUGGUCUAUGUGCCGGACCAAUCGGGGUACCGUCAGGGGAUAUUUCUUGGCUGGCGGGAACAUGGUGUGGUGGCCGAUCGGCGCCUCUCUCUUUGCCAGCAACAUUGGCAGCGGCCACUUUGUGGGUUUGGCAGGCACCGGCGCAGCUAAUGGCCUGGCAGUGGCAGGAUUCGAGUGGAACGCUCUCUUCAUUGUUUUCCUCCUAGGAUGGUUCUUUGUCCCGGUGUACCUUGCAGCUGGGGUCAUCACAAUGCCACAGUACCUGAAGAAGCGCUUCGGGGGCCAAAGAAUCCGUCUCUACCUCUCCGUCCUCUCUCUUUUCUUGUAUAUCUUCACCAAGAUCUCAGUGGACAUGUUCUCUGGAGCUGUGUUCAUCCAGCAAGCCUUGGGCUGGAAUAUUUAUGUGGCUGUCAUAGCCCUCCUGAUCAUAACCACCAUUUACACAGUGACAGGUGGGUUGGCAGCACUGAUGUACACAGACAUAGUCCAGACGUUCGUCAUGAUCAGCGGAGCAUUUGUCCUCAUGGGGUUUGCCUUUAAUGAGGUGGGAGGCUACCAGGGGCUGUUUGACAAAUAUAUGGGGGCCCUUCCCAGCCGGACCCCUGCCCUCUACAACAUCUCGGCCUCCUGCUAUGUGCCCCGCAAGGACUCUUUCCACAUGAUCAGAGACGCCAUCAUCAGUGACCUGCCCUGGCCAGCUGUUAUCUUCGGCCUGUCGAUCAACUCUCUCUGGUACUGGUGCAGCGAUCAGGUCAUAGUGCAAAGGUGCCUGGCUGGGAAGAACCUCACCCACGUCAAAGCCGGCUGCAUCCUUUGCGGCUACCUCAAAUUGCUGCCGAUGUUCCUUAUGGUUAUGCCUGGCAUGAUCAGCCGAAUCCUGUAUCCAGAUGAAGUGGCCUGUGUCAUCCCGGAGGAAUGCAAACGAAUCUGUGGCACGGAGGUUGGGUGUUCCAACAUUGCCUACCCCAAACUGGUGGUGACCCUCAUGCCGAGAGGCCUCCGGGGGCUCAUGCUGGCCGUGAUGCUGGCCGCAUUAAUGAGCUCGCUGGCUUCCAUCUUCAACAGCAGCGGCACCCUCUUCACCAUGGACAUCUAUAACCGCCUGAGGCCACAAGCCAGCAACAAGGAGCUCUUGAUAGUGGGCAGGGUGUGGAUCCUGCUACUUGUGGGGGUCAGCAUUGCGUGGAUCCCAGUGGUGCAAGCUGCCCAAGGUGGGCAGCUCUUUGACUACAUUCAGUCCAUCAGCAGCUACUUGGCCCCACCGAUUGCUGCCAUCUUUCUCCUUGGCCUCUUUGUCAAAAGAGUUAACGAGCAGGGUGCAUUCUGGGGGAUGGUGGGAGGACUAGCCAUGGGCAUGGCCCGGAUGAUCCCCGAAUUCAUUUACGGGACAGGGAGUUGCCUCUUCCCCAGCGCCUGCCCCCGCCUGAUCUGUGGCGUCCACUAUCUCUACUUUGCUGUCAUCCUCUUCUGCAGUACAGCCAUCAUUGCGAUGGGCGUCUCUCUCUGCACCGCACCUAUCCCUGAUAAACACCUGCAUCGCCUGGUGUUCAGCCUCAGGCACAGUAAAGAAGAGCGGGUUGAUCUGGAUAUAGAGGAAGAGGCGGUGGUUAAGCAGAGGGAAACUACCUGGCAACAGCGCCGGGAACAAGCAGAGACUGAAGCAGCGCAGAACGGGAGACUGGAGCGGGCGUUGGAGGUGGACGAUCCCGAAGCAGCACCCUCCUUUGGCCGGCUGCGGCAGUGUGUGAGCUGGUUCUGUGGAAUGGGAGCAGGCAGCCAGGGGCAGGCGGAGCUGAGCCCAGAGGAGAAAGCUGAGGAGCUGCAGUGCCUGACCGACAUCACAGAGCAUCCAAUCUGGAGACAUGUUGUCAACGUCAAUGCUGUCAUCAUGAUGGCCCUCGCAACGUUCUUGUGGGGCUACUAUGCCUGAGCACGAUCCACGAUGGCAGCUCUCUGUAAACCUCUGAGCCCUCGGCUGCCCACCCAUCUGGGCAUGCCUUCAGCUUCCAAGGAUCAGUGGAAGCAACAAGAUAGGAUCAGAGUUGGCAGGGACCAAACAGGCAUCAGCUCAGUCAGCUCACAUCCACAAGCCAGGAUCACCCAAGCCCACCAAAGAUCAACUCACAUAACCUAGGUUAGAGUGUGGCACAGGCAGGUGUAAUGCAGCGCAGGGAAGGGGAGCCUGUAAUCCUCCAGAUGUUGUUGGACUAAAUACCCAUCAGCCCCAGCCAGUGCGGCCAAUGGUCAGGAAUGAUGGGAGUUGUAGUCCAACAAUAUCUAGAAGGCGACAGGUUCCCCAUUCCUGAUACAGCAAGAUGUCCCACUUUGAAGACACUUCUUAGUUCCUCUGUGCCAUAUGCCACCCAUCUUUCCCAAAGCUGUCACCCCAAGUUAUGAAUCCUCCACCCCAAUGUUAGUGGCACUGCAAAAAACAUUUUUUUAAAAAAACUGGCAUUCUUCUUCAGUGCCCUGGUACCUGGGAUUUUCCCACAGCCUUGUCCUUACACAUUCUUACCUUGGGCAAGACAUUCUAGCUUUACAGCUGCUUGCCCACAAUGCCACUUUUCUUGGUUCUACAUUCAUGCCUGGUCAUCCAAGCCACACACGUUUCUCCCGAUGCUUUUCACCCUCAACAUCCUCCACAAAUGUGCAUGGCCCCCAGAACUCAAGCACCUCUCUUGCCAUUGUCACCAUUUACACCUGAUGUGGGAAACCUUGGGCCCUCCCAGUGUUGCUGAACUACAACUUCCAUCAUCCCUGGCCAUUGGCCAUGUUUGCUGGGGCUGAUCAGCACUGUAGUCCAACAUCAUGUGGAGGGCCAAAGGUUCCCCACCCGAUUUACAUGAAUAACAACAUAGCAGGGGUCGGGGGCACUGUUCAGUUCUUCAAGAGCCACACAGAGGUAAUGAGAGUCAGGCAUAACUUAUUCACUAUGAAGACCACUAUGUGUUUGAGGUAGGCAAUGCUGGCCUACCCCAUUCCCCCAGAAAGCCACACCUUUGACCCCACCAGCAGCCAUCUAGAUCCAGGCCUUUGGAAAACAGAGAGACAGACAAACAGGAGAAUAAACACAACUGUGUAAAUGGGCAACGCUUUUGUGUGUUCUAGACUGGAGCCAAAGAGGGUGAGGGUGUCUUGUACUCCUUCUCUUUUCUGAACAAAGACAGGCAGAUGCUCACUCCCAAAUUCAGGGGAUUAAAAAAAUCUACAUAAACAAACAGGGACCCUGAAGGAGGGACAGUUCCCAUCAUAACAUAUCCUGUCAGGGAAUGGAAAUUGUGUGUUUUUGAGGCCUAUAUUAGUUAAAUUAAACAUGCUGGCAGACAAACACGAGG